AAGUCCCAGCAGGCUGCCGGGCUGCAGAAGGCGGCCGUGGAGGAGAGCGGGCAGAAGAGCCCUGCGCGCGCGGCGGGGAAAGAACGUUGCUAGAGUUCGCGGGUCUAGCUGCUGGGGGCCGGAGCCGCACGUCGCACGCCCCGCGCGACAAAGCGGGAAUCCUGGAGGCGGGCAGCUUUUCAAUUAAUGCACGUAUUUAAAACUCCAGAACCUGUGGACGCCAUGCACAGGAAACACCUCCAGGAGAUUCCAGACCAGAGUAGCAACGUUAGCACCAGCUUCACGUGGGGAUGGGAUUCCAGCAAGACUUCUGAACUGCUGUCGGGCAUGGGGGUCUCCACCCUGGAAAAGGAGGAGGUGGACAGUGAGAACAUUCCCCAGGAACUGCUCUCAAACCUAAGCCAUCCGCAGAGCCCUCCACGGAAGCGGCUGAAGAGCAAAGGGAAUGACAAAGACUUUGUGAUCGUCCGCAGACCUAAGCUAAAUCGAGAGAACUUUCCAGGUGUUUCAUGGGACUCCCUUCCAGAUGAGCUACUCCUGGGGAUCUUUUCCUGUUUAUGUCUCCCUGAUUUGCUAAAAGUCUCCAGUGUUUGUAAGAGGUGGUAUUGCCUAGCGUUUGAUGAGUCUCUAUGGCAGACCUUAGACCUCACAGGUAAAAAUCUGCACCCGGAUGUGAUCGGGCGGUUGCUGUCUCGAGGGGUCAUUGCCUUCCGCUGCCCCCGAUCAUUUGUGGACCAGCCACUGGUUGAACAUUUCAGCCCUUUUCGUGUGCAGCACAUGGACCUGUCGAAUUCAGUAAUAGAUGAGUCGGCCCUUCAUGGCAUUCUGUCUCAGUGCUCCAAGUUGCAGAAUCUAAGCCUGGAAGGCCUGCAGCUUUCGGAUCCCAUAGUCAAUAAUCUUGCUCAAAACUCAAAUUUAGUGAGACUAAACCUUUCUGGGUGUUCUGGAUUCUCUGAGUCUGCCCUGAAGACUUUACUAAGCAGCUGUUGCAGACUGGAUGAACUGAACCUCUCUUGGUGUUUUGACUUCACUGAAAAGCACGUGCAGGUGGCUGUCGCACAUGUAUCCGAGACCAUCACCCAGCUGAAUCUUAGUGGCUACCGGAAGAAUCUCCAGAAAUCAGAUGUCUCUACCUUAGUUAGAAGAUGCCCCAAUCUUGUCCACCUAGACUUAAGUGAUAGUGUCAUGCUAAAGAAUGACUGCUUUCAGGAAUUUUACCAGCUCAACCACCUCCAACACCUAUCACUCAGUCGAUGCUAUGAUAUAAUACCUGAAACUUUACUUGAACUUGGAGACAUUCCCACACUAAAAACACUGCAAGUUUUUGGAAUCGUGCCAGACGGUACCCUUCAACUGUUAAAGGAAGCCCUGCCUCAUCUCCAGAUUAAUUGCUCUCAUUUCACCACCAUUGCCAGGCCAACCAUUGGCAACAAAAAGAACCAGGAGAUAUGGGGCAUCAAAUGCCGACUGACAGUGCAAAAGCCCAGUUGUCUAUGAUGCAGUUAUUGUGGGAUGAUGUCUCCUCUUUUCUUUGGAAUGGGGAAAAUAGGCAGGAAACCCAAUUGCUGGAGCACUCAGCUAGUUUUAUUCUUGGUUUUCUCUUUGCCUUCAUCCUGCAAGUAUAUUAGAGAACCAUUGAAAGGGAAAAGUAUGAAGAGUUGCUUUUUUUGAAAUGACUGUAAAAGCUUCUCCCUGCUUUGCCCAUAAGAGUCUAAGUUGUAGGCCUUUUGAAAUUUUAGGAGAGUAAGCCUAUAAUUUCAAGAUACCUUAAAGAACAAAAUUUGAGCCACCUGUUCCAGGUGCUUUUUUUAUUAAGCCUAUUUAGAAUCAAGCUUAAAAAUUUCCACUGGCAAAGAAUUUUCAUAGCCUGUAUGGUAACUUUUAUCUAUUUAAUUUUUCAGCAUUGCUUUAUAAGACAUAGCUUGAAAGAAUAAGCUAUUUGUAUUGUGAGCUGAAAGAGAAUCAUAGGAUAGUAGCAUUUGAGGCAAUCUCUUCUGGGGAUAAAAAAGGGAAAAAAACGCAUUACAAUUUUGCCUAUACAUUUUCAUGUAAUUUACCUUAAAACCUAAAUAAAAAACAAGCAAAAAAACAAUCAGAGGCAUAGAAUUGGUAUAGGAUUUGAAGGCUCAAGAGGCAGUUUUUCCUAUGACAGGUUAAUUUGAAGUAUCCUUUAAUGUUUGUUGAUGUACUGUGUUCCCAGAAUUCUAAAUUAGGUGAAGAAAUAUAAUUGUAGUUUUCUAACUUUAUAAUCAAACUAUGUUAACAUGCGUUUUCUAGCUUUUUAUAUGACUUGCUUUGUUUUAGGAAGUUGGUAUUAACCCAGUCGGCCUCUAUUGAAAAGUUGAGUGGAAGAAUUCUGAACUGAAAUCACCUGCUGUUUUCCUUUAGCGCUGAAGUUCUUGAGGUUAUUUUUUUAUUAUUCUGAAAUCAAGUCUUUUAAAUUGUCUUUUUUUUAAUGUUCUCUCAUAAUAAUGAUUUGAAAUUACCCAUUUCAUAAGGUUACUGGACUUAAAGUUCCCAGAGAAGAACUUCAUGUUCCUUUCAAUCAAAGAUGCACACUAGAAGCAGGUUCCAUGCAGUUUGAGAGCAGUAAGCACUACUUUUACCUACGUAAGAGUUAAGACUCCAGGUGUUGAACCUUUUGAUAGAAC
Galeopterus variegatus (Sunda flying lemur) is the source of this 2651-nucleotide messenger RNA. It is a transcript of the gene SKP2, whose product is annotated as S-phase kinase-associated protein 2, E3 ubiquitin protein ligase. The transcript has 10 exons. The record is from RefSeq and is a predicted model, not a curated record. Bases 187 to 1497 code for a protein of 436 amino acids. NCBI's taxonomy places the organism in Eukaryota, Metazoa, Chordata, Mammalia, Dermoptera, Cynocephalidae. Gene Ontology annotation, molecular function: protein binding.